This is a messenger RNA of Durio zibethinus, 2793 nucleotides long. The record is from RefSeq and is a predicted model, not a curated record. Lineage: Eukaryota; Viridiplantae; Streptophyta; Magnoliopsida; Malvales; Malvaceae.
AUGGAGGCUGCUCAUCGUCAGAAGGAAGAAGAUCUUGAAGAGACGGAAAAUGUCAGUCAACCGAGUGAACCUGCUUCAACGUUGGCAUUAUCCACGCCUAGAAAUAGAGAGAUAGUGGAACCAGUUGCAGCAAUUCCUCCAGCAAAAGAUGAUAUUCCAGUAAUGGAUGAAGCAGAGGCUGAGAUUCUUUCUCAAACUGGAGAAGUUCAGGAGAUAUAUGAAACAAGAGUAGCUGCAAUGACAAAUAUUGAGCACAGUGUGUCAAGGAUCUUGGAAUGCAUGGGCAGUACUGAAACUGUCAGAAAACUUGCUGUUCAUGGAGUUUGUGGGGUAGGCAAGUCCACUGUGCUGAGAGCAUUAGUCAAUAAUCCCAAAACAAAACACAAGUUUGAUUUGAUCAUUUGGGUGACAGUCUCAAAAUACUGGAGCAGAAGGAAGAUACAAGAUCAAAUUAUACAGCAGUUGCCGCCUGCAUCUUCCAAUGCUGAACCAUUCCAAAUUUUGAAGGGCAAGAAGUUUUUGCUUCUGCUGGACGAUGUUUGGGAGCGGAUUGAUCUACAGGAAAUGGGCAUUCCUGAUCCCAGCCAAGAAAAUGGUAGCAUGAUGAUACUUUCAACUAGAGAAUUGAAGGCUUGUCAUGAUGCGGGGGAGAUUAGAGUGGUCCAGAUUGAACCUCUCUCCAAAGAAGAAGCUUGGACACUGUUCCGUGAGCAAGUGGGUGGGGUAGUUGACUUGCCAAGUAUCAACCACUUUGCAAAAGGUAUAGUUGAAGGGUGUUGUGGUCUGCCUUUGUUAAUUAUUGUUACUGGAAGGGCCCUGGUUGAUGAAAAAAAUGUCCCUGUCUGGGAGCAUGCUUUGAAUGAAUUUUCAGAGCCUGGUAGAGAUGUCAAAUCUCGUAUGGAGGACCUAGUCCAGCUAUUAAAAUUCAGCUUCUACCGCCUGAAGUCUCGUAGCUUAAAGAGUUGCUUUCUUUAUCGUGCCUUGUUUUCAGAAGAUCAACAGAUCAGUCCUAGCGAAUUUGUAGAUUAUUGCAUCCAAGAAGGUUUAAUUGCUGGAAGUUGGUCUAAUGCAUAUGAGAGGGGACAUGAUAUUCUUGAUGCUCUUCUACGUGCUUUACUGUUGGAAACUACUGAAGGUGGUCGAUUAAUCAAAAUGCGUGAUGUAAUGAGAGAUUUAGCGUUGGAAAUCUUGUCAUCAGACACUGAAGGCUGUCAGUUUCUGCAGAGAACUUAUUCAAAACCAUUGAAGCCAGAAGAUAGAUCCUCAUCCACUAGCGCUGAUGGUCAGUAUUUAUCAAGAGUUGUUGCAGGUCUAACUGAGCCGCCUACGGAGGAAGAAUGGGAACAAUCCGAGAUUAUGUUUUUGAUGAAUGAUAAGUUGUCCGCUCUGCCUGACAAACCAAGUUGCUCUAAACUUGUCACAUUGUUUCUGCAAAGGAACUAUCAGCUGAGAGUGUUACCCGAUCUUUUCUUUCACAACAUGCCUCUCCUUAAAUUGUUGAACCUAUCCAAGACUAGAAUCAAGUACUUGCCCAAGUCAAUUUCAAAUCUUGAAAGACUAGAAACACUUAUUCUUCGUGAUUGCGAACGCCUAGUCAAGCUCCCCUCUGAAGUUGGAUCUCUUAAACUUCUUCAAGUACUUGAUCUUCGGGGCACGGAGAUCAUUGAAUUACCUGAAGAGAUUGCUGAGCUGGACUCUCUAAGCUACUUGGAAGUAUCCUUCUAUGGAUCUAGCACCAACAGCAAGCAUGCUAAGCUGCCACCUGGAUUGAUUUCCAGACUUGAAGCAUUGGAAACACUAAGCAUAAGUGUGUACCCAGGAGAUAAUUGGUGGAAUAAGAGUGUCGAAUCCUUCAUUAAGGAAGUGAUCAACUUGAAAUUGUUGACUUCUCUUUCCUUCUAUUUCCCAGAGGUCAAGUUUCUUGAGCAGUUCCUCGGAGAUAGUGCAUCCUGGAAGGAAGAAAGCUUAACAGAGUUCAAAUUUGUUGUUGGCGCUGACAUCAAGUUUAAUGCAUCACGAGUCCCACAGCAUGUAGAGCUGAAUUAUGGUCUAAUAUCCGGUCAAUGCUUGAGAUUUGUCAACAGUGAGAAGAUACCUGAUGCAAUUGUUAAUGUGUUGGCUCGAUGUACUGCUUUUUAUUUAGAUCAUCAUCUUGACGUCCACAGGCUGUCUGAGUUUGGGAUUGGCAACAUUAAGAAGUUGAAAUAUUGUAUAAUAAGUGAAUGUCCCGACCUUGAAACUAUUGUGGACAGCGAGGAGGGAACUGAGAGUGUAUUUCCAUGCCUGGAGUACUUAAGUAUUCAUUAUUCAUGGAGUUUGACAAGCAUUUGGAAGGGUGUUGUCCCCAAAGGAAGCUUUGCAGCUUUACGAACUUUGUCUUUGUAUGCAUGCCCAAAGUUGACUUAUGUUUUCAAAAGCUCAAUGCUGCAAUUCAUUUCCAACUUAGAAGAGUUGCUGGUUGAUGACUGUGAAGCAAUCGAAAAGAUCAUUUCUGUGGAAGAGGUCACUGAAUCUUGUUGUAUUUCACUCAAAAGUUUAACACUUCAGUAUCUUCCUAAAUUGGUUCAUAUUUGGGAAGAUGCUCAGACUAGGCUCUUGUUUGAAUACAUUAGUGUCUACGAUUGCCCUCAGUUGAAGCAGAUUUGUAAAGACUCAGAGCUGAAACAGACUCUGAGGGGAAUUAGAGCCGAAAAGGAUUGGUGGGAUGAAUUAGUGUGGGAGGAAAAUGGGAUUCACUCGCAUUUUGAAGCCCUUUUCACUCCUAUUGGCGAGGGUGGUGUACAUAGUUCUUAA